AACAGAGAGUAGAGAAGAUGCUGCAAGUAACCAAUAUUAUCAUAGCGUGCGUAUGCACUUUUUGGGUUACACCAGGAGACGUUUUUGGUGACUUACAAACACGCUCAGAGAACAAUGGUCUCGAUUUUUUUAAGGUAAUUCAGGUACACCCCAACGGCGUUGCCAUACUGGACACCGACGAAGACGGUGAUCUCGAGUGCCUGAAGGCAGUGCGAACGAAAUUUGAAGAGGGACAAGCUGCCGAUUAUAUUUGGAUUCUCAAAGGCCUCCAUGGUCGUCCGAAACGGAAUAUCACAGUCCACUUCAAGAAAGCAGACCAGCCCGACAGGGCAAUAGUCGCUAUUGAUAAUGAUGAAGAUUGGAAACAAGAAUCAAGGCUUAUCUACGCAGACUACAAAAACUGCGCGGUCAUGGAGAUCCCAUACAAUGACAAUACACAAUGUAUGCUUUGGACCUCGGAAGAGGCGAAAGACAAUGUUCCCAGCCAAUGUACAGAAGAAUUCCGCAAAAACUGCGACAAGGAAGUUGUAGCUUACGAUAAAGCUACUUGCAACCAAGUGUGAAAGGCACUUAUCUACGGCAAUGAUAGCUUUUUCAACAAAUUGUGUAUGGUAGACUAGUUUUUGUCGGACACUCUAAAAUACAUCCGUCUAUAUACCUGCA
Molecule: messenger RNA, 663 nt
Organism: Rhipicephalus microplus (southern cattle tick)
Lineage: Eukaryota; Metazoa; Arthropoda; Arachnida; Ixodida; Ixodidae
Biological process (GO): symbiont-mediated perturbation of host defenses
Molecular function (GO): amine binding
Source: RefSeq, a predicted model, not a curated record